AUGGGGGAGGAAGAGAAGAAACCAGCUGCAGAGGAGGUGAAAAAACAAGAGGAACCGAAGAAAGCAGAAGAAGAGAAGAAAGAAGAGAAGCCAGCUGAAAAACCAGCUGCAGAAGAGAAAAAAGAUGGGAAGAAAGCAGAGGAAACAAAAGAUGAAUCACCUCCACCUCCUCAAGAAAUUGUACUUAAAGUCUACAUGCAUUGUGAGGGUUGUGCCCGUAAGGUCCGCAGGUGCCUUAAGGACUUUGAAGGAGUUGAAGAUGUAAGUACUGAUUGCAAGACUAGUAAGGUGGUUGUGAAAGGAGAAAAAGCGGAUCCAUUGAAGGUUCUUGAAAGAAUUCAAAGAAAGAGCCAUAGGCAAGUGGAGCUUAUAUCUCCGAUCCCAAAACCUCCAUCAGAGGAGGAGAAGAAAGCUGAGGAGAAGGAGAAGCCUAAAGUUGAAGAGAAGAAAGAAGAGCCUCCUGUGAUCAUAGUGGUGCUAAGGGUAUACAUGCACUGUGUAGAAUCAGCUGAACCAGAUCUUAAGAGCUCAGAGGUGACAGUGAAGGGAGUGUUUGACCCUCAAAAACUAGUUGAAUAUGUGUACAAGAGAACUGGCAAGCACGCAGUGAUAGUUAAACAAGAGCCAGAGAAGAAAGAAGAAGAGAAAGGAAAAGAAUCCAAAGAAGAGAAAAAAGGUGAAGAAGGUGACAAACAAAACAAAGGUGGUGGUGGUGGUGGUGAGCAAGGAGGGAACGAAGACAAGAAAGAAGGUGGUGACAGCGAGGCCAAAACAGAAGCUAAAGCAGCAGCAGCAGCAGAGGAGACUACAGAAGAGACCACAGUGGUGGAGCUCAGGAAAAUGGAUUUUUAUAAUUAUUACCCACCAACAAGAUAUGAGUACUAUGAACAUGCACCCCCUCCUCAGAUCUUCAGUGAUGAGAACCCCAAUGCAUGUUCUGUUAUGUAA
Dovyalis caffra is the source of this 948-nucleotide messenger RNA. The record is from the annotation of a GenBank genome assembly. Lineage: Eukaryota; Viridiplantae; Streptophyta; Magnoliopsida; Malpighiales; Salicaceae.